Messenger RNA from Electrophorus electricus (electric eel), 6339 nucleotides. RefSeq names its product ATRX chromatin remodeler, like (gene atrxl). Gene Ontology annotation, cellular component: nucleus. The record is from RefSeq and is a predicted model, not a curated record. Lineage: Eukaryota; Metazoa; Chordata; Actinopteri; Gymnotiformes; Gymnotidae. Gene Ontology annotation, molecular function: ATP hydrolysis activity; ATP binding.
AGCGCGCCGCUAGCGCUGUAGCUGCAAGAUGGCGGCGGGUGUGUGACUGGUUUUCCCUCAGGACCGAACAUUGUGUGCCGCUAUCUUCUCAUCGCUUGCGGGGAAUCUGAGAUUAAGUGUAGGGUUGUUGUUGUUUUUUUAAACUUUAACAGCAGAUCCUGCUUUACAGGGCCAGAGGAUGACUACGGAGGUUCUGAGGCCUGAGCCCGUUGCCGGGGGCAGCAGAGGGGCAGGGGGCAAGCUGGGCGUUCUGAUCAGUAAACUCCACGAGUUCCUGGCACUGUCCACAGAACAGGGCAGUGAACACAGCCUGCCUGGACACUGGAGUGGUGCAGUGGCCAAGGAGUUUAUUGAGCAACAACAGGCAGCUCCAAGGAACUCGACAAAGACAAUUUCCACAGCUCGAUCCAAAAGGAAGCCGUUGAUGGUGUCGAAGCGCAGUGGCCUGAACGAGUCAGAUGCUUCUUCCGAGAGCGGAGCAGAAGACGUGUUGUCCAUCAAUUCCAGCGAGCCAGACACCAGCUGCCUGCCUAAAGGUACAGUUUUUGUGCAGCCUGAGUCUGUGGGUAAUGAUGUUCGUGAUGAGUUCAGAGGCCCAGAAUUUCGCAGUAAACGCGUCUACAGGCAGAACAAAGAUGUUUCCGACAAGAGGAAAGUGGGCUCAGAUAUGGAGAGAGUGAACUGCACUGCCUGUGGUCAGCAGGUCAACCAUUUCCAGAGGGACUCUGUCUUCCAGCACCCAGCUCUGAAAGUGCUCAUCUGCAAGGCCUGCUUUAAGUACUACAUGAGUGAUGACAUCAGUAAAGAUUCAGAGGGAAUGGAUGAACAGUGCAGGUGGUGUGCGGAGGGAGGCAAUCUGAUUGGCUGUGACUACUGCAGCAACGCCUUCUGUAAGAAGUGCGUCCUGCGCAAUCUUGGCCGAAGAGAGCUGUCUGCCAUCUUGGAAGAGGAGAGGAAGUGGUACUGUUACGUGUGCAGUCCAGAGCCGCUCACGGACCUCGUCCUGGCCUGCGACUCCGUCUUCCAGAACCUCGAAAAGAUCUGGACCCCCAAGCGCCGCCCAGAAACUGGCUCUGAAAGGCCUGUGAUUGGUCGAACUGUAGGAGGCGGGACCCGGGGGAGGCAGAAGGCCGGUCGUGGGGUAAUUGGGGCAGGACCUCCCAUGGCGCCGUCUCCGGCACUGUGCGAGCGUGUGCAGCGCGUGGUUGACAUGACGACGUCGCUGAACCAGUCGUUCGUGGCUUUCAUUCAGAGCGAGAAGGAUGAAGAGGUCAAUGAGGAAGAGGAUGUGGAGAGAGCCAAGAGACUCCGGAUGUUCCAAACCAUCCUGCAGGACCUGCAGCAAGCGCACACUGCGCUCCAGGAAGCCCUGAACCGAGAGCUGGGUGGAGCCAAAGCAUCAAGCGACAUUACCGUGGAAACACACAGACCAAAGGGGAGGGGCCGGCCCCGGAAGGUUCUGGUACCAAAGGCUGCAGGGGUCACAAAGGAGCUGGUGGUGAAGCUAACGCCGGUACCACUAGCUGGAGCGCCUGUGGCUAACGCUAAUGCUAACCCCGCUGCUGUGGUGGACAAGCCGGAGACCCCGGGGGGAGGGGCCAGCGUAGAGUUCAAGAGUGAAAGGGUGGAGAUGGAGGCGGAGCAGAGGACAGAUGGGGGGAUGAAGGGAAAAGAGGAGGAGAAAGUGGACAAGAUGGAGGAAGGGGGAGGUGUGGGCCCGGAGGAGGACAGCGAUGAAGACGAGACGCUGGACGAAGGGAACAAACGAUCUCCCCGCGUGAAAACGACCCCCCGUCGACGCCGCACCAACACGCCCCCCACCGCAAAGCAUGCUGGGCUAGCGGAGGACUCGGACUCCGACGAAGUUCCCGCCGUGUUGCUGCAAACCGCCGCCGCUGGCAUGGCGACCAGCGAGGAAGAAGGCGGCCCCGAGAGUGACGGAGGCGGAGCUAAAACAAGCCGGGAAGUCAGGAAACGUUGCCUGUUUGGUCUGGUGAAAUCCACCCUGCCCUGCCAAGAGCGGAACCCGCGGAAACGGAAACAAAGGUCUUCGUCCCCCUCCUCGUCUUCCUCCUCGUCUUCCGUCGCUGGUGCCAAGGACGCAGGGUCAAAGGUCAGGAGAGCCGUAGGUCACAAGGUUGCUAAGAUGGUGUCUGCAGGCGAGAGCUCGUCCAGCGAUAUAGGGGACCAGGAGGUGGACAGUGAGCACAGCAGUGACUCUGAAGACCAGGACCAGAAGAUCCACCCACUGAGUGACGUCAUGGUGCUGGGCUCCAGAACCUUCCACCGACAGUCGUCUGGUGAGGAGCUGGAUGAGCCGUCCAUGGAGCCGCCGGUGUUGGAGGAGGAGGAUGUUGAGAAUAGAAUUGCUAAGCAGAUCCUUCUGGCCAAGAUCAGAGCCAAUCUGUCCAACUCCGACCAGGACAGCACGUCUGAGGACGACCGCUCCGUCGGUGAGGAUGAGGAGGAAGGGAAGAAGAGUGGGGAAAUGGCAGUGGAUAAAAGCAUUGCUGAAGACAGCGAGCCCACAGAUAACAGCUCAGAUUCCGACGUUCCCAUAACAUCACUGCGCCGUCACCGCCUUCUUGGGCGGGGCCUAACCCCAUGGGAGGCCAAGCCCAAAGGAGUGAUAGAGAGCCAGACGAGUGGGAGAGACAACCAGAAGCCCAAGCUGAUCAUUGUGGACAGCAACAGCUAUGACUCAGCCAGUGAGGAGUCAGCGAUGAGCGUGGAGCUCAGCCAAUCAGAGGGUGAGGAUGUCAGCCAAAAACGACUAAACUGUAAUGAGGAGAAUGACGAGGGUUCAGCUGAGAGUGUUGAACGUCACACGUCUCUGGAAAAGGGUUCUGUAGACGGUGAGGAUGUGAGUGCUGACACUCUCCGAGGUGAUGAGGAAGAUGAGGAAGACCUCACAGCUGUGUCUAAAGGCCGGAGGAAGAUCCGUAAGAUCCUGGAGGUGGAGCAGCUGGCCAAGGAGACGCAGGAGGCCCUGCGUGAGGAAGAGGAGAGGAGGAAGAGGCUGGCAGAGAGAGAGAGACAGAGAGUGGAGGAGAGCAGAGAGCGAGGGACUGACGACUCAGAGGUGAUGAUAAUUGUGGAAGGUCCCGCCCCCAGCCCCGCCCCUCUAGUUCUAGAACAGGAUGACAUCACACAUGAAUGUCUGGUGCAAGUGGACACACAGCUGCUUAGUAAACUGAAACCUCACCAACGAGAAGGGGUGAGGUUUAUGUGGGACAGCUGCUGUGAGUGUGUGGCGAAGGUGACGUCGUCUCCUGGCUCUGGCUGUAUUCUAGCACACUGCAUGGGCCUCGGAAAGACACUGCAGGUGAUAGUAUUCCUACACACAGUGUUGACUAAUGACCUUCUGAAACUGAAGUCCGCGUUGGUGGUGUGUCCCCUCAACACGGUGCUCAACUGGAGGGCUGAGUUUGACAAAUGGCAGCGUGGUCUUAGAGUCCGCAAGCUAGAGGUGUUGGAGUUGGCUACAGUGAAGUCGGUGUCGUGUCGGGUGGAGGCUCUGAGCAGGUGGCACAGAGGUGGAGGUGUGAUGAUUGUGAGCUAUGAGCUGUACCGUGUCCUCACCAAGGGCAAGCGAACCCUAGACCAGAGACACCAGGAGAUCCUACACAGCACACUGCAGCAACCUGGCCCUGACAUAGUGGUGUGUGAUGAGGGUCAUAUCCUGAGGACAGAAGGUUCUGGAAUCUUUAAAGCCAUGAGCUCAAUCCGCACACGCCGCCGAGUCGUGCUCACGGGCACGCCGCUCCAGAACAACCUCACAGAGUAUUACUGUAUGGUCAGCUUCAUUAAGGAGAAUCUGCUGGGAUCUCUGAGGGAGUUCCAGAACCGGUUCAUUAACCCAAUCCAGAACGGGCUGUGUGCCGACUCCACCCCCUCAGACGUCAGCCUGAUGAAGAAACGUGUCCACGUCCUCCAUGAAGUCCUGGCGGGAUGUGUUCAGAGGCGGGACUACUCUGCACUGACCCCCUUCCUUCCCCCUAAGCGGGAGUACGUCCUGUCAAUCAGGAUGACAUCAUUACAGUGUCAGCUAUAUAGACACUACCUCCAAAACUACACGGGGGAAGGUUAUGGGGUGAACAGGUUGUUUCAGGAUUUUCAGAUUCUCAGUCUCAUUUGGACUCAUCCAUGGUGCCUUCAGAUGGCUGACCUCAAUAAAGGGAACAAGAGCAGAGGGGACGAGCCCACCCCUGUGGUUUCCAUAGUAACAGGAGGGAGUUCUGUGAGUGGGCCAUCAGCAGGACAGACUCAACCCCUAGCUAUGCUGGGGUCAGAGGUCACAGACUUGGGGAGAAACGCACUAGGUCACACAGAUGAAGGUCGGAGUGUAUUCGGUGGACCUCCACUAGGCUGGUACAGACAGUUUGUGAGUGAUGCAGACGCGUGUGUGCUGGAACAUUCAGAGAAGUUAGUACUACUGAUGGAGAUACUGCACUGUGCUGAACAGCUACGAGAAAAAGUGUUGGUAUUCAGUCAGUCUCUAGUUUCACUGGACCUGAUUGAAACCUUCUUGGAUUUGGCUAAUAAGGCAAAGAGAGAUGGAAAGAAAUCUCUGUAUAAAGGAACAAUGUCUUGGGUGCGAGAUAAAGACUACUAUCGCUUGGAUGGUUCUACCAGUGCAACUGCACGCAAGAAAUGGGCUCAGGAAUUCAACAACUUCAGAAACACACGGGGCAGGCUGUUCCUCAUCUCCACCAGGGCAGGCUCUCUGGGUAUUAACCUGGUUGCUGCUAACAGGGUUGUAGUGUUUGAUGCUUCCUGGAACCCCACCUAUGAUGUUCAGAGCAUCUUUAGGGUGUAUCGCUUUGGACAGAGGAAAACCGUCUACGUUUACCGCUUCCUAGCCCAGGGGACCAUGGAACAGAAGAUUUACGAGCGUCAGGUUGCUAAGCAAUCUUUAUCGUCCCGUGUUGUCGACCACCAACAAAUCCAGAGACACUUUACACACAGUCAACUGAGUAAGCUGUACCGAUUCCAACCAGACCUGGACCCACGCACACACACCAGCCUGCCCACGGACAAGGUCUUGGCGCUCCUCUUGGUGCAGUGUGGGCGGAGCAUAGUGCGCUUCCAUGAACACGAUUCGCUAUUGGACCACAGAGUAGAGGAGGAGCUUAGUGUGGAAGAGAGAAAAGCAGCAUGGGAAGAGUACCAAGCAGAGGAGACGGCCUCCAUAAAGGGUGCCAAUGAGCUGGGCACUCCCGCCAGCUUGUGGAGGAAAUCCAAUAAGGAACUGGAGGCCAUGCUAAAGAAGGGUCGUAUUGAACUUCAGACAGCUUUACAUAGCAUUGAGUCUGGAGCCUGGAGACAGAAUCUGAGUGUGGAGUUCUUCUUACAUGAAGCGAGGAAACAUAACCCUUUGUUGGAUAAGGAUCAUCUGAAGACUCUGGCUGUCCAGAAUAAAGUGCAGUAUGACCGAGAGAGGAAACACAGGAUCGAGAAGUACCAACAGAAGCUACAGGAUCAACAAAAGCUGAUCCUCCACAUACAGCAGGUACUGGCCACAAGAACAGCUCACACCUCUUCCAGUGUGCAUAGCAACAACAACAGAGCUCCUCCCACCACACCGGAGGGCAGGGCUUUCUCUCCUCCUCACCAUGUCCUGAGAGACCACUCCCACAUGCUCAGCCAGCCACAGCAGGCCUUCGCCCACACAGCAUGGCUUGUACCAGCUGAGCAGUGCUCGGCCCCGAGCCUCCAGCCUGGCCACGGAGCCCUGCAGUAAACAGGAGGACUUUGUUUCAAUAUCAUAACAAAACACCAAAUACAGCAGCUUGUACACAAUGUUGGGACAGUGUUAGCUUUCACGGUAACUGUUAAUAUUCAUUGAAUCGUAACUGCAUUAGCAUUUUUGGAUAAUUUCUUCACAUUCAGUCUAAUGCUAAAAAGCAGGUUCCAGUUUUAUGGUUCUUGCUGUUGCCUGUAAGUUUUCAGUGUUCACUCUCAUGUCAUGCCUCAAACUUAGAGAAGAAUCAAGAAAAUUGUUCAACCAAACAAUUACGUCACCCACCAGUCGUUUGGUGGCUUUUAUAAAAGUGUAAAUCAACAGAUUUUUCUUUGCUAUGAUUAAUUCAUUUUGCAGCCCCUGUGCUGCUGUGUAACUCCACAUGAAGUUAUUUCACACGUCUGGCCUGCAAGGGUUGUCUACCUCACAGAGGACAUAGGAAUGUAAACCCCAGCCAGUGGAGUGUUGUGAGCACCGCAACUGUGCAAGGGUCUAGUGCCAAGAGUCACGACCACAGAAACACUUGAGCAAAGAUUUUUUUGUAGUUGAGAGAGACGAACAAUAAAGACCAAAUGUUUUGCGUCUUGUUUUCGCCA